This is a messenger RNA of Pelobates cultripes (western spadefoot toad), 666 nucleotides long. NCBI's taxonomy places the organism in Eukaryota, Metazoa, Chordata, Amphibia, Anura, Pelobatidae. The record is from the annotation of a GenBank genome assembly.
AUGUCAAGCAAAUCGGUGAUUCAGCUUAAGCAAUUAAGUGACACAUGGUGGACAUGCCAACAUGCAGCCUGCAAUGCUGUUCUGAAAACACUUGACCCUCUGUUGGAAACCCUCAAGAUUUUAGCAGAAGGAAACCAUACUGAGAGAGCAGUUGAGGCGAAAUCAAUUCACCAGUUCAUUGAUUUUGGCUUCAUUCUGGCACUGGUGUUUUUUGAGAACAUACUAAAAAGGACCCAGACGCUCUCUAACAUGUUACAAGCCAGAGAUCUUGACAUGGCAUCAGCUGUCCUUCUUGUACGAACAAUUAUACAAGAACUUGAAGAAGUGCGCAAUCCAGAGAGUGAACCUGAAGCUUCUUCUAAUUCUGGAACAAUAGGACAUGUGUGGGCAGAAACAAUCCAGCUAAGCAUGAAGUGUGGAAUACCAGCACCAACUGACGAGUAUACCGAACCACCUUCCAAAAAGCGAGAUCGCUGGCCUCCUUUCUACUUGAGAAAUAGCAUCAUUUUGGAAACUGUAGGUCAUCGACAACAACUGCUCAGAAAAGAGGAUUUCAUUAAAAAGUUCAUGUAUGUUGUUCUUGACAGAAUAAUUUCGGAACUAAAAUCUCGCUUCUCAAGGGAUUCUCUGGAAAUCAUGGAAGGUGUACAAUCUCUGAAUCCUUGA